AUGGCACUGCCGUGUUUCGACGCUCCCAAUUUCAAGGCACAGUUUGACGUGACCCUCGUUCAUCCAAUGGAUAUGAUUGCAUUAUCAAAUCAGAUCGUCGUUUCCAGUCAGGUGUCUAAGGUUUGGGCUCCUCCCAACGCGUUCAACCAGACCAAGUUUUCCACUACCGCCGGUCCAGUGGCGUUGGAUUAUUACGCACAGCAAUUUGACCAACCGUUUCCCUUGAAGAAACAAGGUUACGUCGCUUGUGUGUUGUGACU
Messenger RNA from Soboliphyme baturini, 260 nucleotides. The record is from the annotation of a GenBank genome assembly. NCBI's taxonomy places the organism in Eukaryota, Metazoa, Nematoda, Enoplea, Dioctophymatida, Soboliphymatidae.